This is a messenger RNA of Nerophis lumbriciformis (worm pipefish), 9591 nucleotides long. The record is from RefSeq and is a predicted model, not a curated record. Lineage: Eukaryota; Metazoa; Chordata; Actinopteri; Syngnathiformes; Syngnathidae.
AUGAGCACCGUUGCCAUCGGUCGGUUGAGCUCGGACGAGAAGCGCUCCUUGUUGAAACGCUUGCUCGAGGAGCGCGGGAGCAAGCCGCGUCGUCAUCCCCUGUCCUUUGCCCAACAGAGACUGUGGUUUCUCUCGCAGCUCGACCCCGAGAGCUCGGAUUACACCAUUCUCUACGCCAUACGUCUGAUAGAGCCCGGGGGGACGCUAGAUCCCCACAUCAUGGAACGGGCCCUCGCGGAGCUAGCUCUACGCCACGAGAUCCUGCGCACUACUUUUGAGCCAACGGAGUCCUCCACAGACUCUCCGGGCGGGGCCUGGCAAGUCGUGCGUCCCCAGGUGAGCUUCGAAGUUUCCGUGCUGUGCCUGCACGGAUUGCCAGACAAAGAGCUCGACGAGGCUGUAGAUCGAGCCGCCAGAGAGUUCGCCAGCCGGCCAUUCGACCUCAGACAGGGGCCUCUGCUCAGGCUGAUGCUGAUCGAUCGCGAUGCGGACGUCUGGGUGAUACUGCUGGCCGUUCACCACAUUAUUGGAGACAACCAAUCCCUGCAGGUGAUCUCCGAUCAACUCACCGGAAUCUACCGAGCGUUGGCCAACGGUACCCCCCUGCUGGAGACACGACCUGGCCCUAGCUAUGGUGACUUCGCCCGCUGGCAGCGCAAGCGAUUUGGCGGAGAGCAGGAACAGCGGCAGGUCACCUAUUGGACCGAGCGCCUGGAAGCUCUGCCGAACCUGGAGCUACCGACAGACUACGCCCGACCCACUCGGCCCUCGGUGGCGGGCGGGCGGGUUGGGUUGGAGCUCGACGAGGAGGUCUCCGCACGGCUAGACCACCUACGUCGGCGUAUGGGGGUGACGACCUUCAUGCUGACCCUGACUGGCUUCUAUGUCUUGCUGCAUCGUUACUCCGGUCAGAAUGAUCUGAUUGUCGGCACGCCGAUCAGCGGGCGCCACAGGCCAGAGGUUCGGGAUUCCAUCGGUCUAUUCCUGAACCUCCUGGUGCUCCGUCUCUCGACCGCGGGAGAUCCGACUUUCUUGCAGCUUCUGGAUCAGGUCAAAGAGGUCGCCGUCGGCGCAUUUGAGCACCAGGAUGUGCCGUUCGAGCAAUUGGUGGAGGAAUUGCACCCGCGGCGGGAUCCGAGUCGUCAUCCGCUGUUCCAGGUGAUGUUCCUGUUCCUACAGGAGUUGGAGAUGCCAGAGGAUCUGGGCAUGGAGCCUCAGCAGCUCAGUGGCCAGACCUCGAAAUUCGACCUCACCCACUUGGUAAUCGAGGAGCCGGAGCGUCUGUUCUUGAUCUUCGAAUACAAGACCGACCUCUUCGAGCGCGGGACCAUCGAGCGGAUGGCCGGCCACAUGCGGCGACUGCUGGAGCAGAUCGCGGAGGAUCCCGACCUGCCCUUGUCCCGGUUCAAGUUGCUCGGGAAGGAGGAGGAAGAGAGGAUUCUGCAGGCGUGGAACGACACGGCGGCGGAGUGGCCCCGAGCAGCGGCCACCGUGCCCGAGCUGUUUCGUGCCGCGGUGAGGCGCUGUGCCGAUCAGGAAGCCUUGGUUUAUCGCGGCGAAGGGGAGGAGGAGUGCCUGAGCUACAGUGCUCUGGCCGAUCGCGUCCACUCUUGCGCCCUGGCCUUGGUGGCCGAAGGGGUGGGCACGGAUCGGACGGUGGGGGUGUUCAUGCGGCGUUCCGUCGAGCUGGUGGUCGCGUUGCUCGCCGUCCUCAAAGCUGGGGGGCACUACCUGCCCCUCGAUCCCGAUUUGCCAGACGAGCGCAUCCACUACAUGGUGAAGGAUGCCCGGCCACGAUUGAUCUUGUACCAGGAAGGCUUGGAGGAUCGGGCACUGAGCCUCUCCAGGCCUGCCCGCGGGCUGGCCGUCAUGACCCUCACCCCCCGCGCGGUGACCCCCGAACGCACAGGGGCUUCGCCGAUGCCGGCGAUCAUGCCCGAGAGCCUGGCCUACACGAUCUAUACCUCAGGCUCCACCGGUCGACCCAAGGGAGUGAUGAACAGCCAUGCGGCGUUGCGCAACAGGCUCCUGUGGAUGCAGGAGACCUACGCGGUCGGCUCCGGGGAUCGGGUCCUCCAGAAGACUCCCUUUGGCUUCGACGUGUCGGUGUGGGAAUUCUUCUUGCCGUUGAUCUCCGGCGCUACCUUGGUGAUCGUUCGCCCUGGCGGUCAUCGGGACCCUGCUUAUCUCGGGCGCAGCAUCGCGGCGGAUUCCAUUACCUUGAUUCACUUCGUGCCCUCGAUGUUGCAAGCUUUCCUCGAAGCGCCGGGGCUCGAGAAAUUGGACGGCUUGCGGCAGGUGAUCGCAAGUGGCGAGGCUCUGCCAGCGGCCUUGGUGCGACGCUUUUACCAACGCCUACCCCCGACGGUCGGUCUAGACAACCUCUACGGGCCGACUGAGGCUGCCAUCGACGUCUCUCGUUUCGCUUGCCCGUCGGUGGAUCUGCCGACCCAGAUUCCCCUGGGGGCUCCGGUGUCGAACACCGUGCUACACGUGCUCGAUCGGAAGCUGCGCCCGGUGGCUCUCGGGAUUGCUGGAGAGUUACACAUCGGUGGCGUUCAGUUAGCUCGUGGAUAUGGGCACCGCCCGGGCCUCAGCGCGGCGCGAUUCGUUCCCGAUCCCUGGGCCAGUCGCGGAGGUUCCCGCCUGUACAAAACUCGAGAUCGGGCUCGGCGUCGGGCCGACGGCUCGCUCGAAUUUCUCGGACGGCUCGAUCAUCAGGUCAAGGUGAGGGGUCACCGCAUCGAGUUGGGGGAGAUCGAGGCGACCUUGAUGGUCCUAGAAGGGGUGCGUGAGGCGACGGUCCUGCUGAGGAAAGAUCUGCCCGGAGGCGAAGAAGGCUUGGUGGCCUAUCUAACGUUCGAGGACGGGGCGGAUCUCGAUCUCGACCGAAUUCGAGACCGCCUGACCGAGAGCCUUCCUGGUUACAUGGUACCGGUAGCCUUCGUCGCCUUGGAGCGGCUUCCCCUCACGUCCAAUGGCAAGGUCGAUCGCGAGGCGUUGAGGCCACCGGCGGACAGUGGGCUGGAACGAGCCCAAUACGAGGCCCCGAGGACGCCCACGGAGGAGCUCUUGGCCAACAUCUGGGCCGACCUUCUCGACCUCGAACGCCCGGGCCGCCGCGAUGAUUUCUUCCGCCUCGGAGGCCAUUCUCUGCUCGCUGGAAGGGUAGCGGCUCGUCUCACCGACGCGCUGGGGGUCGAGCCUCCACUGCGCUUGUUCUUCGACCACUCAGUAUUGACGGAGACGGCUUCUGCCCUGGAUAGCUUUCACCGUAUGGCUGCCGACUUGCCAAUGCCACCACCUCUCGAGGCGCUGGAGAAACCGGCCGCGGGAGUGGUCUGGGAGCGGCCGGUCUCUUUCGGUCAGGAACGGCUGUGGUUCUUAGAUCGCUUGGAACCGGGACUUACGGCCUACAACAUGCCGAUGGCCCUGUGUCUCGAGGGAACUCUCGAUCCCCUAGCCUUGGAGAAAGCGCUGAACGCGGUCGUCGAUCGGCAUGAAAUCCUACGAACCCGCUUCGUAGAAAGGGCUGGGGUCUGCGUCCAGCAGAUACUGCCGGCGAUGCCCCUCGACCUGAAUUUCGAGGACUUGAGGGGAGAGGAAGAUGCCGAGGCGGUGGCCGAAGCGCGGAUGACGGACGAGGCGGUGGGCCUCUUCGAUUUAGCGCGGGGCCCGUUGAUCCGGGCGAGCCUAUUUCAGUUGGGCGAAGGUUUCUGGCGCCUGGCUGUCACCUUGCACCACAUCGUGGCCGAUGGGUGGUCCUUGGCACUACUCCUGCGCGACGUGCGUGAACUCUAUCGUGAGGAGACCACAAGCGAGCCGGCGAAUCUACCCCGGUUGCUCGUCCAGUACGGAGACUACGCGGCCUGGCAGCGGGAUUGGCUGGUGGGCGACGCUCUCGAUCGCCAGCUCGCUUAUUGGCGGGGGCGCCAGGCGGAGGCUCCGAGCUUGCUGGAGCUACCGACCGACCGGCCGCGACCGGCCCGGCAGAGUUUCCGCGGCGAUGCCGUGCCCAUACGCCUGGGGCCAGGCCUCUCCCAGCAGGUAGCCCAGUUCUGUCGAGGGCCUCCUGUUGGGGCGCUUGGCCGGCCAGCGGAUCUGGUGGUCGGCUCGCCGGUCGCGGGCCGGCCGCGAGUCGAGCUCGAAGGUUUGGUGGGAUUCUUCGUCAACGUUUUGCCCUUGCGCGUGGAUCUGUCUGGAAAUCCGAGCUUCGGAAGCCUGUUGGAACAGGUCCGUGGGAGCGUGCUCGAAGCUUUUUCCCAUCAGCAGGUGCCGUUCGAGAAAUUGGUGGACGAUCUGGAAGUUCCUCGUCGGCUCGGCCACGCACCGGUCUUUCAAGCCAUGUUCGUCCUGCAGCAAUAUGUGGUCGGCGAUUCUCUCGAUCUGCCAGAGCUAGAGAUCCAGCCGGAAAGUCGCCUCCAGCAAUCGACGAAGCUCGACCUCACCCUGUCCUUGGAAGAAGGCCCGGACGGGACUUUGGGGGGUUCUCUCGAAUAUGCCACCGACCUCUUCGAUCGGUCGACGGCCGAGCGGAUGGCGCGGUGCUACCUACACCUUCUGGACGGUCUUCUUUCGCGGCCGGAGGCUGGUGUCUUCGACCUUGCCCUCGCCGACACCGCGGAGCUGCAGUCGGUCCUCGACUUCGGUCGUCGUCAGGAGUCUGCGGGCGAGGUGCACAGCCUGUGGGAGUUGGUAGAGGGGCAUGCUCGGUCCCAUCCCGACUCGGUGGCCUUGAUCUUCGAGGGUCAGAGAUUUUCCUAUGCCGAGCUGGUGGCCUCGAGCCGCCGGCUAGCGGCCCGUCUUCGCCGCCGGGGAGUGAGGGCCGAGACGGUGGUGGGCCUUGCCUUGGAUCGUCGUCCCGAGCGGGUGGUGGGGAUGUUGGCAGUACACGCCGCGGGAGGCGCGUUCCUGCCCUUGGACCCCUCCUAUCCGCCCGAGCGUUUGCUCUACAUGGCGGAGGACUCGUCCGUGCGCUGGGUCUUGACCCGUCGGGAGCUGCGGGCGUCGCUGCCGGUCUUCGAGGGUGCGGAGCUGCUCGACGUGGAGCUGUUCGAUGGGGGCCCUCUCGAAGGAGACCGGGGGAAGAGUGGGGCAGCCGAGUUGAUGCCCGAGGAGCUAGACCUGCUCGGGCGGGGUGCCCGGCCGGACCUUGCGAGCCUGGCCUAUGUGAUCUACACCUCGGGAUCCACCGGUCGGCCGAAAGGGACUCUGCUGAGCCACGAGGGCCUGUCGAACCUGCUCUCGGCGAUGGAGGGGGUCUUCAGACUGGGCCGUGAGGCUCGAGUUCUACAAUUGGCCUCUUUGGGUUUUGACGCGUCGGUCUUCGAGAUCGGCGCGGCUCUCGGUGUGGGUGCGAGCCUGGUGCUGGCCCGGAGCGCCGACCUGCUUCCCGGCCCGGGCCUGUUGGAGCUUCUGGAGCGGCAGCGGGUGAGCUUCCUAGUGAUCUCUCCAUCGGUGUUGGCGGAGCUGCCAUCGGGGGAGUUGCCGGAGUUGGCCCAGGUCCUCUCGGCUGGUGAGCCCCUUCCGCCCUCCCUGGUGGAUCGUUGGGCGUCGGGUCGGGUGUUGUGGAACGGCUAUGGUCCCACGGAAUCGACGGUGUGGUCGUCGGUGGCCCAGGUAUUGCCCGGCGAGGUGGUAACGGUGGGCGGGCCGGUGGCGAACGUGGAGCUGCGGGUGGUGGACGAGGGCCUGGUACCGGUGCCGAUCGGCGUUCCGGGCGAGUUGUUGGUGGGGGGAGUCUCGUUGGCGCGAGGUUAUCUUUCGCGCCCUGGGCUGACGGCGGAGCGAUUCGUGCCGGACGGGUCGUCGAAGGUGCCGGGCUCGAGGAUGUAUCGCAGCGGAGAUCUGGUGCGAUGGUUAGCGGGUGGCCAUCUAGAUUUCCUAGGGCGGCGGGACCAACAGGUGAAGCUGCGCGGUUUCCGGAUCGAGCUGGGGGAAGUCGAAGCCCGCUUGGAGGAGCUCGAAGGGGUUGAGCAGGCGGUGGCCGUGGUCUUUGAAGACGCGGCUUUGAAAGAUGAAGUCUUGGACGGCGUGGCCUCGGAAGACGCCGCCACGAAAAACGCGGGGGCCUCCCCUGUCAACCGGGCUCUCUGUGCUUAUGUGCGCGGCGUCCCGAGUUUGGUCGGCGCGGAGCUGCGUCGGCGCCUGCGAUCGGUGCUGCCGGAGCACAUGCUCCCAGCUAGGGUGAUGGUCUUGGAGUCCUUCCCGAAGAGUGUGAGCGGCAAGGUGGACCGUGGCUCGCUACCGCGUCCGGAGUUGCAGACCCACGCAGAGUACGUGGCGCCGCGCAACCCACGGGAGGAGAUCCUGGGAGCGGUCUGGGAAGAUCUGCUGGGGGUGGAGCGGGUCGGGGUCCUAGACAAUUACUUCGACCUCGGGGGGCAUUCCUUGCUGGCGGCGCGUCUGGCCUCGCGCAUCCGCGACCUCUUCGGCGUGGAGAUGCCGCUGAGGGUGCUCUUCGAGGGACCCACUCUGGCCGAGGUCGCGGCCUGGCUGGAGCAUGCUUCCGGGGUCAGUCUUCCCAGCAUCGAAGGACUUGCCGAGCCGGCCGAUGCCGCGGGGGUGCGGCGUCACCCGCUCUCUUUCGCCCAACAGAGGCUGUGGUUUCUGGAGCAGAUGGCCCCCGGUACCCGUACUUACCACCUCCCUUUGGCCAUCAGGCUAUCGGGCCAGCUCGACCGUCGGGCGCUCGUCUUUGCCCUGGAUACCGUAGCCGGUCGUCACGAGAGCCUCCGGACCACCUUCGAGACUCGAGACGGUACCCCGUCGGCGGUGGUCAGGGCCCGAGAUUCGGGCUGGCCCGAUUUUCAGGCCCUAGACUUCUCGGCAUUGGAGCCUGAAUGCCAGCGGGCAGAGGAACAUCGGCUACUGGCGAACGAGCGCCUCUUCGAUCUCGAAGGCGGAAGUCUCGCCCGUGGGCGUUUGUUGAUCUUCGGCCCCGAAGAGUCGGUGUUGGCACUGGUCCUCCACCACGCGAUCACCGAUGGUUGGUCGAUGUCACUGCUGAUCGACGAGCUUGCCGUUGCUUAUAGCUCGGCCAUCGCGGGAGUCGUGCCAGAGCUCCCAUCCCUGGGAGUGCAGUACGGCGACUACGCCGUCUGGCAGCGCGAGUUGUUCGAGGAAGGGGCGCUCGAGGACCCUCUGGAUUACUGGCGUCAGACCUUGGACUCGGCACCAAAGCUGCUGGAGCUACCAACUGACCGGCCGCGGCCGACCUUGCAGGGGUUCCGUGGGGAUGCGGUUCCCUUCCACUGGUCCGCUACGCUGGAUGAAGAUCUUCAGACCUUCUGCCGGCAGCAGGGAGUGACCCCGUUCAUGGUGUUGCUGGCCGCUUUCCAGGUGCUGCUCGGGCGCUGGGCUCGGAGUCGAGAUGUGAUCGUGGGCUCUCCCAUCGCCGGUCGUUCUCGUACCGAGGUAGAAGGCCUGGUGGGCUUCUUUAUCAACACUCUGGUCUUGCGAACGGAUCUAUCCGGCGACCAGUCUUUCCGCGAUCUCCUGCACCGGGUGAGGGAGACCGCUCUCGGUGCAUUCGCUCACCAGGAUGUACCUUUCGAAAGGUUGGUGGAAGAGCUGGAACCCAGUCGCGACCUGGGACACCCACCCUUGGUGCAGGUGGUGUUCUCGUACCUUGCCGAUCCGUUACCUUCCCCCGAGCUGCCUGGAUUGCAGGCUUCCCUCGUCGAGCCAGAGGGCAGUACCGCCAAGUUCGAUCUAACCCUGACAGUGGAGCGUCGAGCGGAAGGGCUGUUCAAUGCCUUGGCGUACUCCACCGAUCUCUUUGAUCGUGCCACCGUGGAGGAACUUGCCAGGCAACUCGGAAGGCUGGUGAAGGUCGCGAUCACCCGGCCGGAGACCCGUAUCGACGACCUCUUUCAGCUAGAGGGAACCGAGCUACGAGCUUUGUUGCAGCUUGGCCGCGGGUGGCCUCAGCCAGUGGAAGGCCCAUCACUGAUCGAGCGCGUCUCCCGUUUGGCCGAGGAACGGGGCGAUGCGGUGGCCCUGACCGAGCCCGGUGGGGCUAGCCUCAGCUAUGGAGAGUGGGUCAUCCGUUCUCGUCGAGUGGCGCGACUGCUGGCCCAGCAGGGCAUUGGAAUCGAGGAUCGGGUGGGGAUUCUCUUGCCACGGGGGCUCGAUCUGGCGGUGGCCUAUCUCGCCGCCCUCGAAGCGGGAGCCGCCUACUUACCGCUGGAUCCGGCCCUGCCGGUGGAUCGAUUGAGGAUCAUGGUGGCCGAUUCCGGGGCCAGCUUGGUGAUCUGCGAUCAGGGAUUGAAGAGCAGGCUCCCCAAAGACUUCCCGGUUUUGUCGAUCGACGAUCUAGGAUCGGACCUGGAGAGCCUUCCCGCAACGCCCAUGGCUAGACCCUUGCCGCCUGAACGGCUCGCUUACCUGAUCUACACCUCCGGUUCGACCGGGGCUCCCAAGGGCGUGGGCGUGGAGUACCGGGCCCUGGACGACCUGGUGGCCUGGUUUUGCCGCGCUUAUGAAGUUGGCCCGGAGGACCGGUUCUCGUGCCUGGCGGGUCUCGGCUUCGACGCUCUAGUCUUCGAGCUCUGGCCUCCCCUCGCCAUGGGCGCGCGAGUGGAUUUCCUGGCCGACGAGGUGCGUCUGGACCCAAGGGCUUUGUGGGAGAACUUCCAGAGGCUCGGUACCACCGUGGCCUUCCUUCCCACCCCGGUACUGGAGGUGGUCCUGGGCUCGUAUCGAGCGCCUGGAGCGGGACCGCGAAUCCUGGUGACCGGAGGCGAUCGCCUGGUUCGUAGGCCCGAAGGGCAAGAAACUUUCAAGGUGUUCAACAACUAUGGGCCAACGGAAGCGACCGUCGUCGCCACUUGGGGUGAGGUGGAGCCAAGGACCGAGACCUCGCGGCCGCCGACCAUCGGUCGCAGCGUCGAUCGCGGGUUGACGAUGGUCCUAGACUCUCAGCUCUGGCCCGUGCAGGAGGGGGUGCCGGGAGAACUCUAUCUUGGUGGGGGUGGGUUGGCUCGUGGGUAUUUCGGCCAGCCCGCUCUCAGCGCCCAGAGCUACCUUCCUUGCCUCUGGGCGGACGAGGCUGGGGCUCGCAUGUACCGUACCGGAGAUCUGGCGCGCUGGCUGUUGACGGGAGAGCUCGAGUUCCUGGGGCGUUCGGAUCGGCAGGUCCAGGUGCGAGGAGCCCGGGUCGAACUGGGUGAGAUCGAGGCCGUUCUCGCGGGCUGUCCCCACCUCGGCGGAGGGGCCUCGGUGGCCGUAGUCGCUCCGGUGCUCGACUCCGGUGAGGUUUGCCUGGUCGCUUGCCUCGGAGGAGUCGAGGGCAAAGUCAAAUCGGCCCUGGUCGAGUAUCUGCACCAGCGUCUGCCUGCCUACAUGGUUCCCACGGUUUGGGAGUUCUACGAUCUCUUGCCGCUCAAUCGGAGUGGAAAAGUCGACCGUCAGCUUUUGGCCCAGACUGUGUCGCUGGACUCGAGCAACACUCGUGCUCCGCAGGGCGCCUGGGAGCGUGCGGUUGUCGAAGCCUUCUCAGAGGUUCUGGGGCUGGCGGAGGCGAGUGUGAGCGCUGAAACCGACUUCUUCUCCGCGGCGGCCAUUCGCUUCUGGCCACCCGAGUGGUAG